AUGGCGGCCUCCAUGAAAUGCUGACGUGCAUAUUAUUAAACCCAUUGGAGGAGAAUGAGUCUGUUGGAAUAUGAAAACCAGAUAUUCCUUGAUGGAUAUCAUGAGGAUGGACUGACAGUUCUUGCAAAGGGUCUGGGUGUUGACAGGAUAUUUUUGAACUUCCUUAAAGUUUACAGUGAUGAGUCAAACUUGGUACUAGUUAUCGGCACAUCAUCGACAGAGGAGGAAUAUUUCCUAGAACAACUAGAAAAUGACAAUGUAAAACCACUACCCAGGGUGAUUACCAAUGAAAUAAGUGCAACUGAAAGACAGAAUGUUUACCUACAAGGGGGCGUGUUAUUCAUUACAUCACGGAUCCUGGUGGUUGACCUUCUAACUGACAGAGUUCCGCUGGAUCAUGUCACUGGAAUCCUGGUCUAUAAGGCUCACAGAAUCAAUGAAUCUGGUCAGGAGGCUUUCAUCUUACGACUGUUUAGACAAAAGAACAAGAAAGGCUUCAUCAAAGCUUUCACAGACAAUGCUUGUGCAUUCACUGUGGGAUUUGCUCAUGUGGAAAGGACCAUGAAGAAUCUGUUUGUCCGCAAACUGUUCCUGUGGCCACGGUUCCAUGCCAGUGUGGUAACCUCCCUGGAAAAACACAAGGUGGAUGUUGUAGAAAUCCAUGUCCAAGUGACAUCUGCAAUGCUGGCUUGUCAGACAGCUUUGCUGGAUCUUAUUAAUGCCUGUAUUCAGGAGCUUAAGAGAUGUACCACAGCUAUUGAUGCUGAUGAGAUCACCGUGGAGAAUUCUAUAGGCAGGGCCUUUGAUACGAUCAUCCGAAUGCAGCUUGAUCCCAUAUGGCAUCAGGUUGGACCCAAAACCAGACAACUUGUGUCAGAUCUAAAAACUCUUCGCCUCAUUCUCAGGCAUUUGACCCAGUACGACUGUGUAACAUUUUACAGCAUGGUGAAUUCGGUCAGAAGCAGUGAAAAGACAUUUGGACAGAAUACUGGCUGGCUGUUUCUGGAGGCUGCGGACAGUCUUUUUGCGCAUGCUCGUGAGAGGAUUUAUGGCCAAACAGAGAAAAAACAAAAGGGUGAAGAAACAAAAGCUGAGACGGAGCCUGUCUUUGAGCUCUGUCCUAAGUGGAAGGUGCUGUCCGAUAUUCUGAAGGAGAUUCGUGAGGAUAACAGCCAACUUGGGGCUGACCAGGACCCUGGCCGAGUUCUCAUUGCAGCUGAGGAUGACCGCACCUGUAGUCAGCUCAGAGAGUAUCUCUGUGAGGGAGGACAGAGCAUGGUGAUACGUUUGUUCAAUAAGUCGGUAGCUAUCAGAGGUCAGCAGUUGGAGGAUACAUCAAAGAAAGCCAAGUUUGAUCGAUUUGCCAAAGCACAAGGGAAGAAGCAGGAAAAGGCCAAGCCUAGCACAAAUGAUGCUGCCCUCACACUGACACAAAUGUUACAGAAGGAGGACAUGGAUGUAGACCUGGAUGCUGACAGCAUGCCUCCCGGCCCUUCCUGUACUUCCAAGGAUGCGUACUACGGGUUAAUUAAGGAGCCAGUGACAGUGAUCCACCCCCUCCAUGGCGGCUCUGACCAUAAAGGACUAACACGCACCUUACAGGAGAUCCAGCCCAGAUAUGUUAUACUCUAUGAUGCAGACAUGCAGUUUGUACGAGAGCUUGAGGUGUUCCGGGCGAGCCAGCCAGGAGUUCCUCUCCGUGUGUACUUUCUGAUGUAUACAGGGUCUGUGGAGGAGCAGCGCUACCUCACCACACUGAGGAAGGAAAAGGAGGCUUUUGAAUUCCUCAUCAGGGAAAAAGCAACCAUGGUUAUACCAGAAGAGCAGGAUGGGAAAUUGGAGGAUGAUCCAAACCUAUCAAGGGACAUAACUCCUGCUAAUGCCACUGUCAACACUCGGAAGGGUGGAUCUGUGCCAUCAAAUGUACAACAGAAGGUAAUUGUGGACAUGAGAGAAUUCCGUAGUGAGCUGCCGUCGCUGAUUCACAGACGAGGUAUCGACAUUGAACCUGUAACAAUUGAGGUUGGUGACUAUAUUCUUACACCAGAUAUCUGUGUGGAGCGAAAGAGUGUCAGCGAUCUGAUUGGAUCGCUCAGUUCUGGACGACUGUUCAACCAAUGUGUAUCAAUGUCCCGACACUACAAGAGACCCGUCCUACUGAUUGAGUUUGAUCCCAACAAAUCCUUCUCUCUCCAGGGAAAGUACCAGAUUUCAAAUGAUGUUUCAAUACAUGACACUAUCUCCCGUCUGGCCUUACUGACGUUACAUUUCUCCAAGCUCCGUAUCCUAUGGUGUCGGAGUCCGUACGCCACAGCCGAAAUCUUUCAGGAACUCAAGAUGGGACGUCCUCAACCAGAUGCAGUCACUGCAAUGGCUAUUGGGUCUACAGAGGACGGAGAGGAGUGGUCUGAUCAAUACAGCCACGGCCCUCAGGAUUUUCUGCUGAGAAUGCCUGGUGUUAAUGUGAAGAACUAUCGUCUCAUCAUGAAAAAAGUUCACAAUCUUGCAGAGUUACCUACCCUGUCAGAAGAGAAAUUGACAGAAAUAUUAGGAAAUUCAUCUAAUGCAAAAACUCUUCAUAAGUUUCUCCACUCUGAGCACAAGAAAGGAGAAGUAUCUGAGAAACUGAAUAAACCAUCUAAAACAGAUUUCAGACGAGGAUUCAAGCGGAAAAAAUGAUCUGAUCAAAUUAUUGUUGUAGUUUCAGGGAAUUUUCACACGUGGCCAUUUAAUAUACAGAACUAGAAUCCAUCCACUCUUUAACCCUUUCACCACUGUAGACCAUAAUGGACUGAUCCCAAUAAAUGCAUGGUAGAGUCCACUAAAGUUACCUAGGGGUGAAAGGGUUAACAUAAAUGAUAUUUUGGUUGAUAUUUCGAUUAAUAGCCGAGAUUCAGACUAGUUGACGUGUAUAGCUGUUUAUCAUUAUUGUUAUAUGUACAUCUAUUUAUUAUUGUAUAAUACUGCAGUUGUAUUGCACUCAAUCUUACCUCAGGAAUUCACUCUAAAUCAACUAAGAAUAAGUGUAACACUGUAAAUACACAUGAGAAUCUAUUUUUCUGGAAUUGCUAUACCUUUGAUAAAUAAUUUCUAAUAAAAAACAAUACCUUGCAGGACUUUUGUAAAAAAUAUUAAAGGUGAAUUAAACAAUAUACAAUGAACAACAGUGUUCUGAAUGUAAAAAUUCAUUAGGGCUAGACCAAGAUUCAAACCCUGGAUCUCAAAUUGUUAAACUGCUCUCUAACCAAUUUAACUAUCAGUGUCCUGGCACAACUGUCCUACAAUUACAUCAAAUAGAAGUUAAGGGGAGGUUACUGUAUAUAGGAAAACCACAGUGCAAUGAGACAGGGAAGGAAGUUAAGGGGAG
Messenger RNA from Mizuhopecten yessoensis (Yesso scallop), 3367 nucleotides. RefSeq names its product DNA repair endonuclease XPF-like. Gene Ontology annotation, biological process: double-strand break repair via homologous recombination; resolution of meiotic recombination intermediates; nucleotide-excision repair involved in interstrand cross-link repair. Gene Ontology annotation, cellular component: nucleotide-excision repair factor 1 complex. NCBI's taxonomy places the organism in Eukaryota, Metazoa, Mollusca, Bivalvia, Pectinida, Pectinidae. The transcript has 22 exons. Bases 55 to 2679 code for a protein of 874 amino acids. The record is from RefSeq and is a predicted model, not a curated record. Gene Ontology annotation, molecular function: damaged DNA binding; single-stranded DNA endonuclease activity; single-stranded DNA binding.